AUGUGGUUCUUGGCAUUGCUGGCUUGCAUGGCAGUAACGACGCUGAUCACCAUUCAUACGCGGCAUAUCCUGCGCAAACACGGCCGAAAGAGAGUUUCUCCUCCUCAGCCCCCCGGCCCUGCCGGACACCCCAUUCUCGGCAACCUGCUCUAUGUCAUCGGCCCGCUCCGCAACAACCCACACACCGCUCUCGCCUCCCUUGCUCAAACCUAUGGACCCAUAUUGUCCCUCCGCCUUGGUCUGACCCGCACCAUUGUCGUGGUGUCAUCCGCCGCGGCGGCUCACGAGGCCCUCGCCAAGAAUGACGCAGCGCUCGCAUCCCGGCUAGUGCCGGAUACCGUCCACGCCAUGUCGUAUGGCGCGACGUCCAUGGUCUUCCUUCCAAGUUCCAACCCGCUGUGGAAGCAGGACCGCGUCAUCAUGGGCGCCCGCUUCUCCUCCGGCCGGGGCUUGGACACAAUCCGGCCCAUCUUAGAAUGCCAUGCCGGGCAUCUCACCGAGUACUUGAGGGCAUGCUCUAGCACCGGUAUGCCAGUCAUAAUAAGGGAGGCCGUGAACCGCACGGUGCUCAAUGUCAUAUCCAACAUCCUCUUCUCCGAGGACGUCGUGGACUUGCGCGCGCCGGGGGCCCAACCUUUCAGGGGACUCAUAGUGCCGGUACUAGAGGAGUGGUCGAAAUCCAACGUCUCCGACGCCUUUCCAUUCCUCGCACCAAUUGACCACCUCCUCGGCUCGCGCCGCCGCAUCUCCAUACAUCUCGCCAAACUGUUCAACUUCUUUGACCAAGAGAUCGUUCAACGCCGGUUAGCUAGAACUAGCACUAACACCGGUAGUGAGAAGAACAAUGACAUGUUGGACAUUCUCCUCGCGCGCCAAGCCAUGUCCAAGCUCACGCGCCAAGAAAUCAUCACGUUCCUAACAGUACGUAUGUUCAUUGAGUACUUGUUUCCUUUGCACGUAUUGUAUGUACGUGGAAUGUUCAUUUGUUUUAUUUCUAUACAGGAUAUGUUCAUCGCCGCAAGUGACACGAGCACGGUUACUGUGCAGUGGGCUAUGGCGCAGCUACUGCGCCACCCGGAGAAGAUGGAGAAGGUGCGACACGAGCUCAGAGCGUGCGUUGGAGUUGGGUCCAAUGACUUUGUGAAGGAGAGCGACCUCGACAACCUUCCCUAUCUCCAUGCCGUGGUGAAGGAGACGCUGCGGCUGCACCCAGCAGUACCAUUGAUACCAAGGGAGGUGGCCGCCGAUGGAGUGUCACUAGGUGGCUUCCCUGUCCCAAUCGGAACGGGCGUCGUGGUCAACUUGUGGGCAAUCGGAAGGGACCCUACGGUAUGGCCUCAAUCUGACAAGUUCAUGCCUGAAAGGUUCUUGGCUGCAGGUGCAGGCGAUGCCGUGCACUUUCAGGUCAAGGACGACUAUACCUAUAGGCCAUUCGGAGCCGGCCGGAGGGUGUGCCCUGGAAUGGACUAUGCUCUGCGAUCAGUGCCUCUGCUACUAGCCUCACUUGUGCACAAAACAGAAUGGAGACUACCUGAUGGCAUGGCACCCGAGGAUAUUGAUCUCAACGACCGCUAUGGCACUGUGCUGAAUCUUGCUACGCCACUCUAUGUCGUGCCAUUGUCCACCGUGUGA
Triticum turgidum subsp. durum (durum wheat) is the source of this 1632-nucleotide messenger RNA. The record is from the annotation of a GenBank genome assembly. NCBI's taxonomy places the organism in Eukaryota, Viridiplantae, Streptophyta, Magnoliopsida, Poales, Poaceae.